Messenger RNA from Cylindrotheca closterium, 528 nucleotides. The record is from the annotation of a GenBank genome assembly. Lineage: Eukaryota; Bacillariophyta; Bacillariophyceae; Bacillariales; Bacillariaceae.
AUGAUUCAUGAUCAACAAUCGAAGCUUCUUUCAACACAAAAUUCUCUUUCGGAAUCCUUCAAGAGCACCAUCUGCACCAAGGAAUCCAAAUCACCAAGAUCGAGCAAGAAAAGGAGGGUUUCCUUCAACCGCGACGUACUAGUCUGUAAAGACGACAGCUAUUCCCAAGAAGAACGAAAGCAAAUGUACUACACAAGAGAAGAAAUGCGAUCCUUCAUUGGAGCGAUCCGACGAUACCUACAAAGAGUUCAACGGAUCGAGAGUCGGUCGUCUCGAACAUACUCCUCUCCUCUCAUGGCCACAGGCCUAGAAGGUUUUCUUCACCCCGAACACAAGAAGAAGCACCGGCUCCAAGGAGUCCUCGCAGUUCUGAUGGAACAAGAGAGACAAUACAAGGAGCAAGGUCUUUUCACUCCAGUGGACUUUGAUUCCAUGUCUCACUCUUACCACCUGGCAUCGCAAGAGAGUCAAGAUGAAGCCCACCAAAGAGCAUUGACGCAGCACAAGGUGGUAAGCAUGGCUGCCUAA